This is a messenger RNA of Cladocopium goreaui, 765 nucleotides long. NCBI's taxonomy places the organism in Eukaryota, Dinophyceae, Suessiales, Symbiodiniaceae. The record is from the annotation of a GenBank genome assembly.
GCUAGCGGUCGACAGCUUGCUUAGACUCUAGCCGGUUAUUCGUGAGGCACACUUGAAGGCAUGGUCGGCGUGGUGUGCCAGCAUUUCGACUACUUCACCCAGGGGUACAACCAAUACAAUUACAAUUACAAUUACAACCCCUACCAAAAGGACGACUGGUCCGACUGGGUGAUGGUGCAGAAUGUCAGUGCUGAAGAGCUGAAAAAGCAGGACAGUUUGCGCCUUUGCACUGCCAUGGCUGACAUCUACACGGCUUUGAUGAGCGUCGCACCUGGACAGGUCAGGGUGAGUCGUUUCAUGUCCCAGGUUGAGCCAAAGAUUUCUGUGUUGGAUUAUCUCAAGCGCAUUGACAAGUACUUUGCUUGCAGUGAAUCCGUGCAUGUUGCUGCGCUUGUGUAUUUGGAUCGUUUGGUCAGCAAGAAUGCAAUCGAUCUGAAUCCAUUGACGAUCCACCGUUUGCUUGCAGCUGCAACUGUGGUUGCAGUGAAGUUUCUUGAUGACAUUUACUACAAAAAUGCCUACUACGCUGCCGUGUGUGGCCUAAGUUUGAAAGAAAUGAAUAAGUUAGAGGCUAGCUUCAUCUCUUUGCUGGGAUGGAAAUUGGCCAUUUCGGAGGAGGAUUAUGCCCUGUACUGUGAAACAGUACGCCAAGUACUUCGCUGAAGAUCCCGAAGGAAUGAGGAUCCGCUCUCAGGAGAGGAUUUGAGCGAGAGCCAACGUCGCUUCGCUAUGCGCAGUGGUUGCUUGGGGGGUCGUUUGUCAGGC